Messenger RNA from Camponotus floridanus (Florida carpenter ant), 1375 nucleotides. RefSeq names its product TNF receptor-associated factor 6-A. Gene Ontology annotation, molecular function: protein binding. Bases 211 to 1311 code for a protein of 366 amino acids. The record is from RefSeq and is a predicted model, not a curated record. The transcript has 6 exons. Gene Ontology annotation, biological process: tumor necrosis factor-mediated signaling pathway; regulation of canonical NF-kappaB signal transduction; protein K63-linked ubiquitination. Lineage: Eukaryota; Metazoa; Arthropoda; Insecta; Hymenoptera; Formicidae. Gene Ontology annotation, cellular component: plasma membrane signaling receptor complex.
GAAAAUAAACCAAUCAAUUUUCCUGCUUAUGGUUGUGCUUCUGCCUUUGAAGGUUUCUGCAAUUUUAUGUGCUUCCACCUUUAAGAUGCUUAAAAGCAAACUUCCACUUUCCAUUAAUUUAUAAUCAGUUACAAUGCUAUAAUAAUCACACCGAAUCUUUAAUAUCAAAACAGUGUGCUUUCAUAAUUCUAUGAUAUCAAAUUAUUUUCAAUGGAAACACCAAAUAAUGCGACUACAUCUACUAACAAUAAGAUCCCUGAGGAAAGUGUAAUUUGUCAUGAGAACAUCAAAGGCUAUGUAGAGCCUAGAUUUGAAUGCUCCAUUUGUCUAUCAUGGUUACAAGACCCAGUUUUAACAUCCUGCGGACAUAAAUUCUGUUCUGAAUGCAUUCGUAAUUGGCUUGAGAAAGGAGGUGUUUGUCCAGUUGAUAAUCAACCCUUAAAAUCUGAAAAUCUCUUUAGAGAUCUUUAUACUAGUAGAGAGAUAUCUGAGAAACGUAUAACUUGUCGUUAUCAGCAAUUUGGUUGUCAAGUAGAAUUAUCUCCUGUGGAUGUAGAAACGCAUAUUAAUCAAUGCACUUAUAGAAGGAAUCUUCCAGAAUCUCAAGUACAAAAUACCAAUAAUGCAAUGUCUGCGGAAUCAAAAUUAUGGGAUCCAACUCCAAAGAAUGGGACACAGAUUACAGAUAGGGAACCUUCUCCCGAUUGGCAACAAUUAGUCAAAAAUCUGUAUGAAAAGAUAAUAGCUUUGCAACAGGAAAAUCAGGCACUUUCUAUAAUGGUAUCUAAUCAGAAAAAUAAACUUGAAACUAUGUGUUUACGAAAUUGUAAUGGAAUUUGCAUAUGGAGAUUAGACUCCUUUCAAGAGAAACUUACAGCUAUGCUCAACGAUCCAUUAACAAAAAUGUUUUAUAGUCCGGAUUUUUACACGAAUCCGAACGGAUAUAAAAUUUGCGCCAGACUUAAUAUAUUCUCUCAAAAUUCAGAUUAUCUAUCUUUGGUUUUGCAUUUUAUGAAAUCGGAAAAUGAUGAUGCUUUAGAUUGGCCAUUUGAUGGUAAAAUGUACUUUAUAUUAGUACAUCCACAAGAUUCGAAGAAAAAUAUAUGCGAAACGGCAAAAUCGGUACCAAAUGUCGAAGCGUUUCGGAAACCCACGUGCGACCGAAACAAACGUAGCUACGGUUUUCAGGAAUUUGUACGCGUAUGCGACGUAUUCAAUUUUCUGCAAAAUAAUAGUCUAAUUUUUAGAAUAGAAGUCUGCGCGAAAUUACACAACGACAGCGACAAGGACAGCAACACAGCGACAGUUUAAGAGACUUCUAAUAUGAGUAUAUAUAUUUUUUUGCUAGGUUUAAUCAUAAUAUUAAUGAUAAGCU